AUGAAACAUCUCGCAAACACGUCGAGGCUCUCCCUCACCAGCCUGCACAAUGCCGCCAGGCGAGGGGAUUCAACUUCCCUGCAACGCCUCAUUGCUACCAUUGACCCGCUCGCGGCGGAGAAGAUUGCUGCGGUUCUACGAGACGGCGACAGCAGGGGGGCGUGCAUCUCGAGUCCUCGCACUGCUGCCGCUCCUAAGAAUAAGGUCAAGGGCAAAGGAGCUGGCAGAACCACGUCAAAACUCGUGCACGCGCAAGGAAAGUCAGGUGGCAAGAAGAAAAAAACUCCUAGCCGCUUGAAGCGAUUGUUACAAAAACAGGACUCAAAGCGGCGGACGGCACUCUAUGUGGCAUGUGCUUCCGGAAACACCGAAAUAGCAGACGCUUUGCUGACGGUCGGUGCUAGCCUAGAUGGCCACGGUGCCUGGCAAAGGACCCCGCUACACAUCGCUGCCUUCGAGGGUCACACUUCGGCAAUGCGCCGGCUGCUAGGUGCAGGAGCAGACCCCUGGGCCUUGAACGAUCGUGGACAGACCCCAUCGGAAGUGAGCCAAAUGUUCAACGCCAACCGCGAGGCCCUGGGGCUGCUUGAGGAGGCGGCCAUCAUGCGGCGAGAAGUGUCCACAGGAACGGAGGGGCUGAUAGGGACGACUUUCGUCCACGAUGACGGCCAGGUCGGAACCGUUGUUGACGCGGUCGAGCGAUGGGCGUUCACUCUGGAGGUCGAGUUGGACGGCUGGAAGAUGGUGAACGGCUCGGGAGCCAAGCUUUAUCUUCCUGUGCCGGAGGUGGGUCUUGCUGCAGGGCUCGGGGCCGUUGGGCACCACGGGGAUCGGGAAAGGUACCAAGGCGAAGACGGCUCGAAAGCGACCAUUAGCUGUGCCACGCCAAGGGGUCCGGAAAAUGCAGGCCAUGGACAUCGGCAAGUUGGGCCGUCGGGGGAGUGCUCAACACGGCGUUGCCUCUCAGCGAGGCUUGUCCAAGUGGCGAGCAAGCGCGGGGUGUCGAGACGCCACCGGGAACAAAGGGCGUCCUCAGAAGAUUCGUGGGCAAAAGAUGGCGACACCGACGACGAAAGCGGGGCUCCGGAUGAUUGGUCGGUCGGAACGGAAAGUGCGGCGGAAUUUGACGCAUGCGUGGCAACCCCCGUGAACGAACGCACGCGUGAAGGCUUCGGGUCACAACGGGCGGGAAUAGAGAGCCGUAGUACAAACCGCAGGGAAGCUCCGUCCCAAGGUGCUUAUUCAGCGGCACCGACUGCUGGGAUGCACCUCUAG
Messenger RNA from Ectocarpus siliculosus, 1275 nucleotides. Lineage: Eukaryota; Phaeophyceae; Ectocarpales; Ectocarpaceae. The record is from the annotation of a GenBank genome assembly.